Molecule: messenger RNA, 3008 nt
Organism: Calliphora vicina (urban bluebottle blowfly)
Lineage: Eukaryota; Metazoa; Arthropoda; Insecta; Diptera; Calliphoridae
Gene: GCS1
Product: mannosyl-oligosaccharide glucosidase
Exons: 2
Coding region: 129-2750 (873 amino acids)
Biological process (GO): oligosaccharide metabolic process; protein N-linked glycosylation
Cellular component (GO): endoplasmic reticulum membrane
Molecular function (GO): Glc3Man9GlcNAc2 oligosaccharide glucosidase activity
Source: RefSeq, a predicted model, not a curated record
UCAAAAAUAAUUCUCAAAAAUUUAAUUAGAUUCAUGUUUGCAAAACUAGCCGGUAAUCGAUUAGAAUUAGUAACAAAAUUUCAGUUGGGAAAAUUCUAAAUGUAAACGUUGUUGUGUCGUAGACAAUAAUGGCACGUCAGCGUGAAAAUAAAGGGGGCAAUAACUCCACUGACAAAUCAGCAAAACAACAAAAAACCAAUAAACAAACAAAUGAAAAUGCUGAAUCAACGAAAUCUAACAAUAGUUCAGGCAGUAGAGCAAGUACAACUACAAAUAGCACUACUUCGUCGCAUGCCGCUAUGGAAAAGCCUAAAACUAAACAUUCAGCUCAUCCUAAAAAAGCAACAUUCGAAGAAUCUAAAUCAAAGUUUGUGCUAAACAAAUGGAAAACUUUGGCAGGUUGUAUUUGUAUGGCAGUGGCCGUGUAUUUUGGUUAUCAGGGCUAUUUGGAGACUAGGGUAAAUACGCCGUUCGAUAAUCAAAAAAUGGUCAUCCGAGCCGGCUUAGACGAUCCGGAACGUUAUUGGGGUUCCUAUAGACCAUUAAACUAUUUCGGCAUGAAAACUCGAGAUCCCCAUUCCUUAGUCAUGGGUUUGAUGUGGUAUACACCUUCUAAUUUGGGCCACGGUGGUAAGGGUAUACGUCACUGGUGCGAUAUGGGCGAUAAUCUUGACAAGUAUGGUUGGACUCAUCAUGAUGGUCGCACUUUCGGUGUACAAGAAAUUCAUGACUUGCCAUUCGAACUGAAAACCUCGUUUGUAAAAUAUCCAAGUGGCAAACAAUUUGGUGGAGAUUGGACUGCCAGAAUAUCUGUAAAGAAUACUACCAGAGCCUGGGAUAAAUCGAUAUCGUUAAUAUGGUAUGUGGCAUUGGAUGAGCGCACAAAUGGCCACAUUAAAUAUGUCUCGGAUGAAAAAAGUCCGGAGCCAGGUGUCUAUGGUGAAACAUUAGGAUUGGGAGAAUUUCAGCUAAGAUUUCAUCCCGUCAAAGGCCGCAUUCUACAUAAAUCCUACUUGAGUACAGUAGCGCAGUCUAUAAGCAAACUCAAAGAAACCGUGUUUACACAUUUCAGAGCAUUUACAGACAAACGAGGUCAUCGCUAUAUAGGACUGCCGGGUGAAAUGAUAUCGCACAAUGGCAAUUUAGCUUUAGAUCCCAAUUUUAUAGCCAUACAAAUUACCGCAGAAGUAGAUUUUACAAUGGACAUUACCUAUCAGUCGACUUCGGGUUUCUCCGUUGGUGAAUUGAUACCUAAACCUCCUACUGGCCGAGAAUAUACCGACUCUUUACAAGCCCAUUUAGCUGAGUACGAUAAACGCUUCGAGGAUACUUUCCAUUUGAAGUCAAAAGGCUUCUCAAAUGAUGAAAUCAAAUUUGCCAAAUAUGCAAUGAGUAACAUGUUGGGUGGUAUUGGCUAUUUUUAUGGAUCCAGUAAGGUACAAUCCGUUUACACUACUAAUCCUGUGCCGUAUUGGAAAUCUGCAUUAUAUACGGCUGUGCCGUCACGUUCCUUCUUUCCCAGAGGUUUUCUUUGGGAUGAAGGCUUCCAUGGCCUGUUAAUCUCAUCAUGGGAUAUUGACAUUGAAUUGGAUAUUAUAAGUCAUUGGUUUGAUUUGCUAAAUAUUGAGGGUUGGAUACCCAGAGAACAAAUACUGGGUGUUGAAGCCCUAGACAAGGUACCCGCUGAGUUUGUUAUACAGCAUAAUUCGAAUGCCAACCCGCCCACAUUUUUGCUAACACUAAAGAAGAUAUUGAAACAUCACAAACAGGAAUUAUCCCUUAAAGGUAGAUUAGAUACAUUGGAACGUAUUUAUCCACGUCUGCAAGCCUGGUUUUCAUGGUACAAUUCUACACAAAGAGGCGAUUUGGCGGGCACAUAUCAAUGGCGUGGACGCGAUGCUAACACAGAACGUGAAUUAAAUCCUAAAACACUUACCUCGGGCCUUGAUGAUUUUCCCCGAGCUUCGCAUCCCACAAAGAAGGAACGUCAUAUUGACAUUAGGUGUUGGAUGGCCUUUGCCUCAAGUGUUAUGUAUGAACUGUCCACAAUAUUGCGUAAGGAAGAUCAUAAAUACUAUGAAACUGCUGCCUAUUUAAAAGAUAAUGAAGUUUUAAAUGAACAACAUUUAAGUCCCUAUACGGAAACCUAUGCUGAUUGGGGCCUGCAUACCGAUUCCGUGGUACUCAAAAGACCCCAACUGACUCAGAAAAAUGUGCAACGCGGCCAUCAGCACCAGCAGCAAUUGGAAAUGGUGAGAGUGACUCUGAAGCAACCAGACUAUAAAUUUGUAGACACAACAUUUGGCUACGUCAACAUCUUUCCUUUCCUAUUGGAGAUUCUAGAUCAUGAAUCACCCUAUUUGGGCAAACUACUGAACGACAUAAGGGACCCGCAGAAAUUGUGGACGCCUUAUGGUCUGCGCUCCCUUUCGAAAUCAUCUCCCUUGUACUUGAAACGUAAUACCGAACAUGAUCCUCCAUAUUGGAGGGGUCCCAUCUGGAUCAAUAUCAACUAUUUGGCUGUUAAAGCUUUGCGUCACUAUGGCAUGAUUGAGGGUCCGUAUGCAGCAUUGGCCCGUGAUAUUUAUGCCGAAUUGAGAGAAAAUUUAAUCAACAACAUUUUCAAAGAAUUCCGACGCACCGGUUAUUUGUGGGAGCAAUACGAUGACACAAGUGGCCAGGGCAAGGGUUGCUACCCAUUUACCGGCUGGAGUUCUUUGGUUGUACUUAUCAUGUCUGAACAAUAUUAAACGUAAUACAUACUACAAAUUAAGUUACAAAUUAGGAAAAUUGUAAUGCAUGUUAUUGACAAAACAAACGUUUUAGUUUAUAAGCCAAAAUUAUACUGAAAAACAGCAGUUUUUUAAAAAAAAAAAAAAAAAAAUAUUGAACGAUAACAUACUUGCAUAAUUUAGUAAAUUUAUUUAAAUAAUUUUAAUGGAACUGUCGUAAACUAUAUAAUAAUGUUCUUUGUAGUUAAAUUGAUUAAUAAAAACCCAUGAAUUAAA